CAGUUGCGGAGGUUCUGCAAAAAGAGGGAAGAUGUCACUAUGUUGUGGGAACAGUUAGAUGAUCUGGAAAGGAAAAUAUUAGAGAAAGAUCAAGCCUUAAAAUCUGCAGAAGAUUCCCUUAACCAGAUGAAGGUGGCCAAUAUGCAACUUGAAGAAUUAAAGCGUCAGAUUACAGAAAAGGAUUCAUUGAUCAAGUCUUCCAGUUCCCAGUUAUCUAAUGCUCAGAUUAAGCUGGCAGAGAAGCAAGCUGCUCUGGAGAAAUUAGAGUUGGAAGCAAAGGCAUCAAAUGCGAAGGUCGAAGAACUCCAGGCAGACUUGGAUAGUUGUUUUGAAGAACUUUCAAAAUGUGACUCUGAUGCGGAUCCUGAUGAUGUAACAACAUUUCAUCAAGUAGAUCGCCUUCCACACAUGGAUGAUCUUGAUCUUGAUCUUGAUGAGGACACAAUUGAGAAGAUUGAAGAGGCGAGAUUGGCUUAUGCAGCGGCACUUGCUGCUGCAAAGGAGGACCCGGGCGAAGAAUCCUUAAUAAGUUUAGCUGAGGCACGUAUCAAGCUUCAAGCUUUUGAAUUAGAGUGCAUCUCACUAACUCAGACUUAAUAGUACUUGACUUGUAAUUUAGACUUAGCUCCAGGAUUUGGUCAUUUUGCUUUAACAUGAAUCUAGUGUUGUUGAGGUUAUCUCUAUUCAUUUUAUUGUUGCAAGCUUUGCUAGGGGUGUAAAUGAUACAUUACCACUUGAGCUCAAGCAAUUUGUUUCA
This is a messenger RNA of Dioscorea cayenensis subsp. rotundata (Guinea yam), 757 nucleotides long. Its product is annotated as protein MICROTUBULE BINDING PROTEIN 2C-like. The transcript is spliced from 4 exons. Gene Ontology annotation, biological process: plasmodesmata-mediated intercellular transport. The annotation marks the transcript as partial. NCBI's taxonomy places the organism in Eukaryota, Viridiplantae, Streptophyta, Magnoliopsida, Dioscoreales, Dioscoreaceae. Gene Ontology annotation, molecular function: microtubule binding. The record is from RefSeq and is a predicted model, not a curated record.